Messenger RNA from Neodiprion fabricii, 7800 nucleotides. It is a transcript of the gene hob, whose product is annotated as protein KIAA0100. The coding region runs from base 144 to 6413 and encodes 2089 amino acids. The record is from RefSeq and is a predicted model, not a curated record. Lineage: Eukaryota; Metazoa; Arthropoda; Insecta; Hymenoptera; Diprionidae. The transcript has 17 exons.
CAAACUUGCCACACGAAAUUAAAUCGUUUAUUACUGAUAUGAGUUAACCAUUGGCUACGGGCUGACUAAGCGCCUAUGUACAAUUUCGAAAGACUGAAGUAUUCGUAACACCCAAAUACUACUGUUAUAUUAAAAUUUUCAAAAUGACGGGGCUACUCGCGUUUAUUCUCAUCUGUCUCUUUCUUUACUGCAAUUUUACGUGGGUGAUACCGAGACUACUGGCAUGGCUCGUAAAACGUCGUUACAAAAUUCACCUUAGAGUCGGCCACAUUUCCCUGCCCUACUUUAUACUGCGAGAUGUUACUGUUACCAAAAAUGGGUUUACUGUGCAAAUCGAAGAAAUUACUGUACGAAGCAGCUUAUUCAGCAGCGAUGUUGCUAAGCUGCUGGCCGUUGUAAUGCGCGACGUCCGUAUCAACAAAGAUGUCCCGGUUCAACCUUCUUAUCCAAAGAAAGAUAAUAACAAACCACUCGAUUUUAGAAACAAGAAAAUACCGCCGAUCAUUAUCACGUUUGUACAGUUCAUGGCUGUUCACGUCGAAAACCUGAGUCUUCUAGCCCUAGGGAAUGGUUGGUUGGCCAAUGGGAGUGCGGAGAGUCUAAGUUUGGAUGGUAGUGUUGUUCACGGGACACGGACUCUUCUUGCAUCUGCUGCUGUUGCUGGUGGGGCGAUGAAAUUAUUGCGACACGCAUCUGAUGCUUGUCUGGCACAGAUCAGCUUCGCAGGGAACAUUGAGGCAACGUUAAAGGCACAGGGGGAACUGUCUGUGGAGAAACUAUACAUAGGCGUGACUCAAACCGAGGGGUCUGGGGGGGCAGGUCUUCUACAAUUUUUCAAAGAUAGAAAAACUUUGACGCCCACUGAGCAGUCUAGCAAAGCACUUGAUCGUUUCACUGGACCACUGCUAGCUCGAUUGGCUCCAAUGAUACCUAAAAAUUUGACUGUGAAAAUGGGGAGUUCUUCAGUGAUUGCUGGGAGAGAAGAUGGAGGGCGAGUUGGCCUCGAGGGAAUGAUGAAAGGACUGCAUGUGAAUGCCAGAUUCCAACCAGCAGGUCCGCAAUUGUACUUAGCUGUGAAAUUGGAUGGACUAUCGAUUCGUGGAAAGCAGCCAGUCUUAACUCUGCAAACACUGUCAAUAGAUUCUAGGUUGGAAGAAGAUGUUUUACGGAUAGCGACCCAGCUACAUAAUCUCUCCGUGACUUUUGACUAUGCCGAUUGGGACACAGUGUUACUCAGCAGUAGCUAUGAUAUGUCAAAGCCAGACGUCGAUUUGACGUCAAACAAGAAUUUCUCUUGGCCUGGAAUACGAGCUAUAACCGAUCUGUAUGGUGGAAAUUUAUUCAUCAAAUUACCUGACAGUCAAGAAGCGUCGUGUGGUUUAUCUCACGUCAAACUUUCGCUGGAUAGAAUAGCAGACAAGACCAUGGAGUGGAACACAGAGUUGUCCGUCGAAUCUCUAAGGUGGACUCUAGACAGUGAAGAUGAAGGUGCUCCAGGAACUUCUCAUCGAUGGGGAAGCCCGUUAUAUGUUGGAGUAUUUCUAGCAACAACGCGUCCAAAUGCUGUCGGAGUAUUUCUCGACGAACUGAGGGCAGAAUGGAGCCCCAAGCUUGCAAGAUUCUUAGAGCAAAGCUUCAAGUAUUACAACCAGCGAAGGACAUUAUUACACAGGCAGUCAAACAUCCCAAAACAAGAUGAGAUUCAGUUCAACCUGAAAAUGAGAAAUUGCAAUUUGUUUUUCAUAGCUGAGAAUGAAUUAUCUGUGAUGGUGCGCAUGGAUUCCUCGAGCCUGGAACACAAUUCCGAUCAUUUUAUAGCUGUUGCCGAAGGUGUAUGUGCUAUAACGCUAGACAAAGAUAAACCAAUCUUAUGUGAACAUGCGCAAGCUCUUUCAAGUCCUUUCUUAGCCCUCAGGAAGUGCAAAGGAGCCAUUACAAACGGUAGUAUUAAUCUCAGCUUGGAUGGAUCCAGCUUGGCUUGGAGUCCCAACCUGCAUCUUAGACUACUGCAGCUUUGGCACGAAGCUGCAGAUUUUAGAACGAUAGCAUUCGCAAAACAGGGCGAAACUUUAACUACAGAUUCCGUAAAAACAAAGCGAUCUAUGGAUUUAUUAGCUACUGGUGGUAUUACCUUGUCAAUUGUGAUAUCGCCAAGGCAUUUCCUUGAGUUAUCUUUGGAUGAGCUUCGUUGGACUGCGGGUGAAUGGAGGUUUAAUUACUUGAGAGCUGCGCUGGAUAGGGCAGAUAUAUUGACAGUCGAAGGCGUGGAGCUUAUCCGAAUUUCUGAAAGUGAGGAAGUCAGAUUAGAAAGAGCGAAUAACGAGGGCUUUGACUUGGACUGGAACACGACAUGGGGCCUUUACAUAGAAUCGUGUAAAGCUUGUUUUCCUUACGAACAUCAGUACACAAAUGCCAUACAAAAUGAACUGAUGAGCAUCCGAAAAUGGCUUGACCAAAUUCAUGCACGAGAAUCUAUGGCGGAAAAGCAAUUGCCGAAUGACCUAGUGAUCAAAAUCAAGGAAUGGUUAUUUGAAGUAAGAGAUGAUCCUUUCGAAGUUCGCCUACGAGACAAUUACGAACUUCUUGAAGACGAGUACAAAGAAAGUUUGAAGCGACAAGCAAUGUUAGACUCCAAAGUACAAGAGUUGUGUAGAGCGCAUUUGCUCCUUCCUCAAGGUAAAGUAGACGAGCUCUACGCCAGUUUAAACAAAAAGAAUGCGGAAAUAUACGUUCAAAGAUGGAAACAAAUGCAGCGAGCUGGUCCUGUAAGAACGCGGCUCUGUGCCUGGACUAUGCAAGAUUUGGAAAUAAUAAUAUUAGCUGAUCCGACGAUUCACGGAACAGAAAAAGCGGUCAAGGCAUUAAGAGAAAUGGACCCUGAAUCUCCUUGGCCCGAGGACGGUCUUGAAUUUAGCACAUUGUGGGUGAGAGGGGUCUCUGUCAAAUGCACAGAAUGGAAGCUACAGUUACGUGAUUUCCCGCAACCACUGUUGUUAGUCGAGGGUCUAAGCAUUUGGGGUAGAUUAGCUGGAGCCGAGGCCUUGGCACCACCUCGAGCAAGGAGAACAGUUAGAAUUGAAGUCGGAGCUCCCUGGGACGAUAUAGUAGUAGAGCGAGGCAUGACGUCUCUGAAAUACUACCAUGACUUAAACUGGGACAUUGAUAAAUUCAGAUACGCCUUUGGACCUUGCUGGGAGCCUGUAAUUGCUCAGUGUAAUCUGAGCUUCGAAAAGAUCAUUCAUCCCUCGAGAGAUCCGAGUCCGCCACUUCCGUUCUGGGACAAGAUGAGGCUUUCUUUUCACGGCAGAUUAACGCUGUGCGUUAAACAAUUGACUAUAUUGCUGCAUGCCUCCCUAGAUCCGUAUAAUACGACCGAAGAGAUGGAAUUGACUUGGACAGGAUUGGAGUUGGAUUGGACUCUGGGAAGAAUAAUAAUCAAGGGUGACUUGGACGUCUGCGUUAGAACUGCAAGCAAAUACGACGACUGUCGGCUUUUGCACUUGCCUAAUGUCAGGAUGAGCGUCAAAUUGGCAUGGGUUUGCUUGGGGGAUCCUCGUGAUCACCACGCUGCUAUACCCUGCGCUCCAGACAGGCUACCAGAGUAUUCUAGCAAUCAGGAACAUGAUUCGUUCAGAGCUUUCAGAUCCCAGAAUUUGAAUGUCAGUCUUGCUUUAGAAACGAAACCAACUGGUUCCCCAACUUCAACCAGUGCUCCUAUUGCGUUGCUGUAUGGAAGCACCUUACGAUGGUUUGAAAGUUUGAAAUUCAUACUAUCAGGAGCUACCAGACCAACGCGAAAAGGACCACUCUUCAAAAACAUACGACCAAGAAAAAAGCAAUUGAGCAGACACUACAGAAAGGUCAGAUUGACACUGGCUUUUCAUAGAUUUCACGUAAGCUACUGGAUGUCGUCCUCCAUGCAACGCGGCUUUGAAGUUACAGGAGGAAGAGUUGGGUGCAGUUCAGAACACAAUUUGUCACUCUAUCCAAUCGAUGAUGGUUUAAGGCACAGACCAAGAGCUGAAUGGUCGGUGAUUUACAUGAACUGUGAGCUCAGUGAUGCAGAAAUUUGGCUGCAGCGAGCCCUACAAGAAGAAAAAGAGAGCACACCACUCCGACAAAAGGUUGAGAAAUAUUACUGCCUAAGUGUUGCCAGAGUUAGUUAUGGAAGGGAAGCCAAAAUUGCCGGGGUUUACGGCGAUACUCCGACACAUAGAUUGGUUGUACACGACCUGCGCGGAGCUUGGACGAAAACGAACAGAGACGUGGCGUUUGCACUGUUUGAUUCGUUUAUAAAGAGUCAGCAGCUUAAGAAAAAUCUCUCUACUGCAGCUCUCAAAGGUUUUCACAGGGAAAAAAAUACUUCAACACCUAAUAAAAACAGGACUAGACCAGUUGAUGGGCAGAGCACUCCAGUUCAAGUGACACCGUCACCAGUUACUAAACCUCAGCAGGGAGAAGCUGCUGGAAUGUUGCAAAGAUUGAUUGCCGAGGCCGCCAAUAAACCUAAAGCUUUUAGCGACGAUUUAUCUGGACAAACUAGAGGACAGCAGCUGCGAGGAUUAGCCGCAUGCCAUCAGGAUGAUGUGAUGCAUAAAAAUUGGUUGAUUGCACUGGUCAAUAGUCAAGUCCUCCUCAAAGGAAUCGAAACGCGUGGCUACGUCAUUCUUUCUGCAGCAAAGGCAGAGAUACUUCAGCGUGUUCACAGACCGGUUUGGAGGGAGAGAACGCUUGUUUCAAAAACAACGUGGGUCGGUUCUCUCGAGUGCAUGCAAUAUUAUGCCACAGUCAGUGCUAACAUUGACGACAACAUCGAUGAUAACAUCAUGUGGCUUACCCUCGACAAUAUUCAGGAAAAAGACUCAACUGUAAUAGCGGAGCUACCAGAUGUUCCGGCUCUUGUUGGAUCCGGGCAAAGUGUUGGCGGAGUGGUCAGCCAGACUGUUGGAGGAGGUGGCGGGUCUCAGCAUCAACUCCAAAGGAUUGUCUCUCGCUGCAAAUGUGAAUUCUUCUACGUUGGUUACGGUCAGUCUUUGGAUGCCGGAUGUCUUGACGAAGUUCCACCUCCUCCAGGCGAAGAAGUUAGUCCUUGGGAGCGUAAGGAGCUCUCGGCAGCUGACGCAUUUACAUUGACGCACCACGAUCUUGAUGUGUGCACAAACUCGCUCCAGUAUGCAAUGAUCCUAGAUAUUGUUAACAAUUUAUUACUGUAUGUUGAGCCCAGGAGAAAAGAGGCUCUAGAAAGACUGCAGAGAAUGAGAUUCCAAUUGCAGCUUCAUUCCGUUGAGGAUCAGAAACGACCCAUACAACAGCUUCAGAAUACCGUGCGGGGUCUAGUUGCAAAAUUACGCAGAUUGGAGAAGGAAACACACCUAUUUCAGAAGGCCUUGGCUGAAGAACCGAGUCCGGAACUACUGGAAGAAAAGGAAAGAUUAGAUGCAAGAGUUUACGAAUGUAAAGAACAGCUCAAUGCGCGUGCCGAAGAAUUAGAUGUUAUGUUAAGCUGUUACAAAGAGACAACCGCUCCAGCUGCUGCCUCGACAACAGUAAAGGAUAAACCAGCGGCAGUUGCUAGAGUGGCAGAGAUUUGUUUCAAAUAUGCACAAUGGAGGCUUACGGACGCUGAUGGGCAAUUAGGCAUUGCCGAUCUUGUUCUGAAAAACUUUCUUUAUACCAAAACAAGCAAGACUGAUGAUUCUGUUGAACAUUUGUUAGAAUUGGGUUACGUCAUUAUGACAAAUUUACUUCCAAAUCAAGUUUAUACUGAGGUACUCACUCCGACAGAACUCCAAAGUAACAUGCCGGUAGAAAGACAAAGAGCUCUCAGAGUAUUUUGUCGUGAGAAGGCACCAGUUGCUGGAAUAUCUGUAAAGGAACACUUUGAGAUCAAUGUUGUUCCUUUGACGAUAGGGCUGACUAAGAAAUUCUUUAAUACCAUGCUGAAGUUUUGUUUUCCGGAACGAGAUCCAGAGGGAAUUGAGGAACCACCAGCUCCCCAGAGAGAUUCCUCUUUUUAUGUACCAAUGGAACGGCGGGAUGAUGUAGAAAAGAUGAAAGAAAGAGCCGAUAAGAAUAAACUCUUCAUCUAUAUAAAAAUACCAGAAGUCCCUGUUCGAGUUUCCUACAAGGGUAACAAAGAAAAAAAUUUGGAAGAUGUGAGAGACUUUGCAUUGGUCAUACCUACCUUGGAAUAUCACAAUGUGACUUGGACGUGGCUGGACCUGUUACUGGCAAUGAAGAGCGAUUCCAGACGAGUUAUCUUAAGCCAAGCAAUAAAACAGAAGCUACAAAUUAAACCGAGAGGUCCUCAGCAAAAGGCACCCCCGCAAGAGGAAGACAAGGCCCGUCUUCUACUUGGAGCCAGGCAUUUGCCGGGUGAUGCACGUAAAAAAGGUGUCUUUAAGUUCAAGUAAAUAUUCUCUCUGGUUCAAGUAAGUUUUUUCCCUCUUUGGUUAUACGUAGUGGAUAAUUGGUAAUUUUAACUAUCAUUAAUAGCACUCAGGAUUUGUACAAUAAUUUCAUAUACAAUUAUAGUAUUUAAUAUAUAAUUUACGGUAAAUUUAUAAACCUCCCAUCGAUUAGUAAUGGCACCCAUUAUUUUUUUUUAGAGGUCUCUUAUUUGAAAUUUAUAUUUUUUAAUGCAACAACUUUGAGCAUAAGACUGUAAGUAAUACAAUUUUGGUCAUCGAGAAAUUGAAAGUAAAAGUAUGAUUAUGAAUUGAAAAUUUUUUGAACUCUUUACUUGCAGAGAAAACCACAUAAACGCAAAUAAAAAUUAACAAUUUCGAUGUGAAUAGAGUAUCCAAGGAAACAACUGAUCAAACUCCAGUGCAGACUACAAUUAUAGUAUUUCAAUGGGUAGAGCCAUAUGAUAAUUGAUGACAAGCAAGCAAAAUAAACUUAAUAUAUACAAGCUUUUAAAUUAUCACGAGUAGUAUUAAAGUAAUCGAUUAUUUUAUUUUUUUUACUCUAAUUUUUAAGUAAAGCACGUGGCUUGUUCACGAAAUAACAUGGAUAUGUACAUACAAAAUACUGAUUAAAAGGCGACUUGAAGCGUUUAUUUCUACCACUGAAAUAUGUCAAUGGGGUUUGUCUUUGUGACUACCCAAUAACGACAGAUUAAGACCCAGAUAAAUUUGCGAUAUACAUAUAGCAUGAACAAUUGGACACUUAUAUAAUAUACGUAUAAGGAUUUGAUUCUAUACAAGUACUUUGUACAGAAUUCUAUUUCGUACAGCUUUUUAAUAACACUACGUAGACUAGCGUCUCACAUUUACCUAAAUAUCAUCAAUGUCAUAUUCCAAUCAUAUUUUUAUUAAAUACAUGGUGAUGUGAAAUUUUAUGACCAUGUGACUCAACCACCAUAAAACUUUUUUCAACACUAUGUUUUUCUGUGAGGUUAAUCAAUCAUGUAUUUUUUACACAAAAUGUUUAAUGUACUGCAAUAUUUUACCACAGCUGGCUGUUGACUUAUUUAUUAGAUUAUUAAUAUAAUGUUGACUAAUAAAAUACUUAUUUAGGUAUUUACACAAGAAAAUGAAUUACCCAUUAUUUCUCUAAUCCUGUUGUAUCAUUGCCGUCACUACAAAUAUAUGUAUUAUAUUUAUAGGGAUCUACGCACUGAUCUGUAAUUUGUCUCAAGUAAUAUUUAAGUAGCAUUUCGCUUUUGGAUCACGAGAAUGAGGACGAAUGCAUUCUAUGAUCAGUACAAUUCGAAUUUCGCGUUUGAAAAUUAUAAAUAUGGUGAUAAAAUUCAUCAGUGAUAAUACACAUGAACUGCAUCAAAACCUAUUCUUGUAU